Caenorhabditis angaria is the source of this 3244-nucleotide messenger RNA. NCBI's taxonomy places the organism in Eukaryota, Metazoa, Nematoda, Chromadorea, Rhabditida, Rhabditidae. The record is from the annotation of a GenBank genome assembly.
AUGGACGGCGCACAGCCAGUCAAUUUGGUGCCGUCCGUUUCAAUGGAAUCGCUGACAUCGCAAGAUUCGGCUAAUAGUUUAUCACAGGUGAGAAGCCUUUCUUUUGCUCCUUUAGAAAAUCUUUCGUCUUGCAGGUUCGCACGCUUUUCGUUUCCGGUCUACCGAUGGACGCAAAACCGCGCGAGCUCUAUCUUUUAUUCCGCGGUUGUCGUGGUUACGAGAACUCUUUGUUGAAAAUGACGGCGAAGAAUGGAAAACAGACGUCGCCGGUUGGAUUUGUCGUAUUUCUCACACAACAGGAUGCGCAAGACGCCCGGAAACAAUUGCAAGGCGUUCGAUUCGACCCCGAUUGCGCGCAAGUUCUUCGCCUCGAACUCGCCAAAUCGAACACGAAAGUGGCGCGGCCAAAACAAUCGCCACCGCCAGCGUUGCAAACCGGCGGUGUUCCGCAAUUCCUGGCGCCAAUUCAACCGGAUUUGGCGGGAAUGAUUGAUCCGACGGCGCUACUCAAUGAACAUCAGUUGCUGGCGCUGAGUUUUCCGCAUUUACAAGCGGCGCAAGCGUUGCAAGCGUAUAUGCCGACGGCGGCUCUACAUCAACAAUUGCAUCAACCUGCGUUGUAUGCACAGCUACAAGGUAAGAUUAUUCUUGGUUAAGUGAUUCAGGAAAUGAAAAAAACGUUUUUUUUUUCUGUUAAAAAUUCUGUUAAAAAUAUGCUUGGAAGCAUUUUUGAGAAAACAAAUUAUACAGAAUAUUAUUUUGAUUAGAGACAAUGGAAAAUUGAUAGAGCGCAGAGAACACAAUUAAAUUUUCCGGCGAAAUUACAAAAUAACUGAUUGUGUCCUAACGGAGCGAGUGUAAACCGCAAGCUUCCGCGUAAGCGGCACUAUCUACCGCUUCAGCGGCCACGUGGAUAACUAUGACGUGGCAAAAACGUGGUUUACAGUUUUUUUUAGUUUUUGCCACAUCAUAGUCACGUGGCCGCUGAAGCGGUAGAUAGUGCCGCUUACGCGGAAGCUUGCGGUUUACACUCGCUCCGCUCGAAGGUUAGGACACAAUCAGUUAUUUUGUAAUUCCGCUCGAAAAUUUAAUUUUUUUCUCUACGCUCUCUCAUUUUUCCAUUGUCUCUAAUGGAAAAAUUGAUGCAGUAAUUCACGAAAUUAAAAAAAAACCGUUUUUUAACGUUAAAAAACCACAAAAAGUGAUUUACGAACGGUAUUUUUAUUCAUUUUUUCACCAUUUUCUUAACACAUUGAAUAAAGUAAAGCUAAAACGCAUUUUAGUGUCCAGAAUUACUAUUUUAACGUAAGUUACAAAACUGAAAUUUUGAGAGGAAAAAACAAGGAAUUUCUAGAUUUUGAAUAUGAAUUUUGAAAUUUUCUUGAUUUUUGUAAAUUUUUAUUUGAUUAAAAUAUUUUUAAAGUAAAAAAAAACAUUUUCAGACAGAAUUCAAUUAUGUGAAUCAAAAUAUAUUUUGCGGGUUUUCAAUUGAAAAAUUCAUGAAACGUAUUUUCUCCGGAAUUUUUUCAAAUGUAAAUUCAGUCACAAAUUCGAUCUUUUCAUCACUAAAAAAUUUUCGAUUGAAUUUUCAGAUAGAAAUUUCUUUUUUUUUUUCGGACCUUUUUAGGCCUUUCGAGAAAAAAUCCCCUGGGGCUUUUACUAUUCAAAGAGGGCCCGAUCUUUUGAGCAAAUAAAAUUUUGUCGUCUUACCCCCCUUUAAGACCUUCUAAUCAACCUAAAAGACAAAUCAAGCCUUCAAAAUCAAAUUGUUGAUUUUUCGGGAGAUGUGAGGCUUGAUUUGUCUUUUAGGCUGAUUAGAAGCUCUUUAAAUAGCAUUUCUGAACACUAAAAUGCGUUUUAGCUUCACUUUAUUCAAUGUGUUGAGAAAAUGGUAAAAAAUGAAUAAAAAUACCGUUUUUUAACGUUAAAAAACGUUUUUUAUUUCGUGAAUCAGUAGGGGUAUCCAGAAUUUUUCGUUUCGCAAUGAAUGUUAUUAGAAAUUUCUUCCCUCACAGCAAAAUCAGCACCCUUUCCUUUCCUUCCUGAUCUCCGACAAAAAUCACAACACUUGCAGCAAACGCUGGCGCUGCACAAUAUGCAGCAGCAGUUGCAGCGGCCGCCGCCGCUCAACAACAAUCACACCAACACCACCAACACAAUCACCUUCAGCAGCAGCAGCAACCUCAGCCGCCACUUCCACCAACACAACAGCAAAAUGGCGUAUCAUCGCCAGCGCCGACGUCAGCUGGAGCAGCAACUCCGGGAGCGACUCCCGCAGCAGCAGCAGCAGCAGCAUGUUCCACACUUUUCGUCGCCAAUUUGGCGGCUGAUAUCAAUGAGGAACAGUUGCGCGGAGUGUUCAAGGCUUUUGCCGGUUUCACACGUCUUCGUCUUCACAACAAAAAUGGGAGUUGUGUGGCGUUUGUCGAGUAUUCGGAUUUGCAAAAAGCGACGCAUGCCAUGAUUUCGUUGCAAGGAUUUCAGGUAGAUAGCAUGGUUUUUUCACGUUUUCUCCUGGAACUGUCCCACAAAUCUCUGACAUUUUCAGGUUUUUUAAGCAUAUUCAUAUGAUAGAAUGGUUUAAGACGAACAGAAUGAUAUAAAUUUUGAUAACUUAACCUUAUCCAUAAGUGAUUUAGCGAUAUUUAGUCGAUAAGGUCGCUAAAUCACUUAUGGCUAAGGUAAACUCAUCAAAAUUUAUAUCAUUCUGUUCGUCUUAGAGCAUUAUACCCUAUGAAUACGAUUAAAAUCCAAUAUUUCAACUCAUUUGCUUAAAAAACCUGAAAAUGUCGUUUAGUCGAACGCCGUUUACGCGAAAUACGCGACAUCUACCGCUUCAGCGGCCACGUGGAUAAUUAUGACGUGGCAAAAACUGAAAAAAACAACUGUAAACCAAGUUUUUGCCACGUCAUAGUUAUCCACGUGGCCGCUGAAGCGGUAGAUAGUGCCGCUUACGCGGAAGCUUGCGGUUUACACUCGCUCCGCUCGGAAAUUUAAUUGUGUUCUCUGCGCUCUCUCAAUUUUCCAUUGUCUCUAAUUGAAAAAUUGAUGCAGAAAUUCACGAAAUUUAAAAAAAAAAGGGAACCCUAGUUUCUAAAAAACAUUGUUCUGUACAAUCUUCGCCCAAUUUUCCGCCCUAUUACACUCUUUAAGAAAAAAACCCGAUUUUCAGAUUGCUUCAACCGACCGCGGAGGCCUGCGCAUUGAAUACGCUCGCAAUAAAAUGGCGGAUGUCAACGGAUAA